Messenger RNA from Drosophila montana, 1435 nucleotides. RefSeq lists its product as uncharacterized. The transcript has 2 exons. The record is from RefSeq and is a predicted model, not a curated record. Bases 1 to 1410 code for a protein of 469 amino acids. Lineage: Eukaryota; Metazoa; Arthropoda; Insecta; Diptera; Drosophilidae.
AUGGCCAACACUAUUAGGAUGCCGCUCAUUGUGGCCGUUGCAAUUGUGUGGAUUGCCGUGCCGACUACUGUGUCAGCGACGACGAAAGCUUCAUCAAUGCCGGCGGCACGGACGUCGGGUACGGACAACGGCGCCCAGACAGCCAUUUACAGCAGUUAUGCCCACAACAUGGCACCAGGCACGGCGCAGUACGAUAAUCGGUGGCUGCCGUUGGGAGAGCAGAGAACCUCCAUGUUGCAUCGCUACGCCUUAAACUAUGAUGCGGCGGCAGCAGGGGAGCGGCGCAGCUACAGUAGCGAUUCCUCUGGUUUUAGCGGACAUAGCAGCCUGGGCGGACUAGGAGCCGUGCUUAAUGGGCUCACAAAUCUCUCGGGCAUGGGACACAUUAGCAACGGCUACGGCUCAGUGGCGCCCACGCACACCGAAGCUUUAGCAGCAGCCUCGUCAAAACAAGAGAUACCAAUUUAUGAGGAGCAGCAUGAGGACGCGGCCGUAGCGGCGGUGGCGGCAACAGCCCACGAUUACGGCAAUACAGGGGCAGGUCAAAGCGGUUACGGCGGUGGUGGUGAACACAUCCAGCAGCACUCAACUGCGGGCCUCCACUCAGCGAUUUACAAUUUUCCAGCAGCGGCUGGAGAGCACGCGGAUGCCUUUCUGCCGUCAUUUGGCGGAGCAGAGCAAGGCUCAUGGGCGCCUUCAUCUGCUCAGCAAUACAAGAAAGUGGUGGGAUAUCAGCCGGAACAGGCGGGCAACCAUUACGCCUAUGACAAAAUGUCAGUGGGAAAUUAUCUGAAUUCAGGCUACGAAGCAUUUCAGCAGCAUCACGCUGAGGAGCAGCACCAUCAACAGCAGCAGCAGCAACAACAGCAGCAGCAACUGGAACACGUGUCCUAUUUCACACCUCAUGAAGGUGCGGCGUCAGCGACAGGAUCGGGCUCCUCAGCAAGCGGACCAAGUGAUUACGAACAGCACGACGACGGCGAGGAGCAGAGCUCCAAUUUUCUGGCCGAAUCAAGUGGCCACGAGGAAAGUCACGCGCAUUCACAUCAGUCACAUCACCAUGUGGAUAUUAUCAACUAUGUGCCUGUGAAGCAUGUUAAGAAGCAGCACGUGCCCGUCGAGAAAACUGUCAAAAUACCCAUCUCGCAUGCUGUUAUCAUUCCGAUCAAGAAGCCAGUUCCAAUCCACAUACCCAUCACCAAGCAAGUACAAGUGGCUGUCGAGAAGGAGCUGAAAGUGCCGGUAGAGCGCAUCGUGCCGGUGCCAGUGGAAAAGCACAUCCCAGUGCCUGUAGAAAAGCGAGUACCAUACACGGUCGUCAAGUAUUUGCCCAUCAAGGUGCCCAAGCCAUUCCCUGUCAAAGUGCCGGUCUUUAAGACAAUCCUGCAUAAGGUCAAAGGCUGGUGGUAAUAACAGCUGCACUCUUCACAUAAGC